CGCGCGUCCAUGGUGGCGUCACGUGACCCUUUAAUCUUCACUGUAUUUCCGCGUUCACUCUGUUAUCAAUGACUCCUAAUGGAGGUGUACCAGCUGCAUCGCUUUUGUUGUUGUUAUUUCUCUGCCCGGCGGCGGCCCGUCGUUUUCUGCUCUGACUCAAUGACACCUUAACUAACCGGGGAGCUUCCUCCAUCUCCUCCUCCUCCUCCUCAUCCCCAGCAGCAGCCGCUUCCCGUGGAGCCCUGCCGUCGAGCAGCAGCGCCAGCGCGGACGAGCUGGGGGGGAAUCCGGGGAAAGGCAGCCGCGGCGCCACGCACCGGCCGACGGACGCAGCACCGCGGCGCGGCGGCGGCGGCGGCAACAACACCAACAUGCUCACCCGGGUCAAGUCGGCCGUGGCCGGGUUCAUGGGAGGGAUUAUGACCGGCGGGGGCUCGGGCGGGGGCGGGGGUUCGUCUUCGGAUUUGCCGCUGAAAUUCCCUUAUAUGAGACCGGAGUUCCUGGGACUGUCCGCGGAUGAGAUCGAGUGCUCCGCGGACCACAUAGCGCGGCCCAUCCUCAUCCUGAAGGAAACCAGGAGAUUACCGUGGGCCACCGGAUACGCUGAGGUGAUCAAUGCUGGCAAGAGUGCGCUGAACGAGGACCAGGCCUGCUGUGAGGUGGUUGUGGCUAGAAGGAGACCGAUGAGCUACUGUCCCCCCUCCACUCCCAGCAAGACCCCGACGUCCAAGAGACGCAACUCGCUGCCCAAUGGUGAGGCCCUGGGGCUCCGGCCGGAACACAAUAUGGUGGGCGAGGAGACUGAAGGCCUGGUCUUCCACUACUGGGCGCUGUUCGACGGUCACGCCGGCUCAGGCGCGGCGGUGGUCGCCUCCCGCCUGCUGCAGCACCACAUCGCCUGCCAGCUUCAAGCCGUCAUAGAGAUCCUGCGCAACUUCCACUCGCUGCCCCCGACCGUGCUGGGGGAGGAGCCCGACAGCAGCCCCUACCUGCAGGGAAACCCCUCCGGACCCCACCGGGCCCUGACCCGGGCGGCCUCGCUGCGGGGGGCCGCCGGCGCGCCGAGCUCACCGUGCAGCACCCCGCCUCCGCCGCGCCUCUACAUGGAGAAGAAGAUCCAGCACGAGAGCCUGGUGAUCGGAGCCAUAGAGAACGCCUUCAAGGAGAUGGACGCCCAGAUCGAGAGGGAGAAACAGGUGUACAACAUCAGCGGCGGCUGCACGGCUCUCACUGUGGUCUACCUGCUGGGGAAGCUCUAUGUUGGGAAUGCAGGGGACAGCCGGGCCAUCAUCGUUAGAGGCAACGAGAUCAUUUCCGUGUCGACGGAGUUCACGCCAGAGUCGGAACGACAGCGGCUGCAGUUCCUGGGUUACAUGCAGCCGCAGCUAUUGGGGAACGAGUUCACGCACCUGGAAUUCCCCCGCAGAGUUCAGAGGAAGGAGGUGGGCAAGAAGAUGCUCUACAGAGACUUCACCAUGAAUGGAUGGGCAUACAAGACUCUUGAGGAUGAAGAUCUCAAGUUUCCGCUUAUUUACGGCGAAGGCAAAAAGGCCAGGGUCCUGGCGACAAUCGGCGUGACCCGGGGGCUCGGUGACCACGACCUCAAAGUCCACGACUCCAACAUUUACAUCAAGCCAUUCCUGUCCUGUAUUCCCGAGGUGAAGGUGUAUAAUCUGAUGCAGCAUGAGCACGGGACCGAUGACGUCCUGGUGAUGGGAACGGACGGCCUCUGGGACGUCCUGACCAACGAGGAGGUCGCCGAAGCGGUCAGCACCUUCCUGUCCAACUGCGACCCCGACGACUUGCACAGGUACACCAUGGCGGCUCAGGACCUGGUGAUGCGAGCGCGAGGCGUGCUGAGAGACCGAGGUUGGAGGAUCACCAACGAGCGUCUGGGCUCUGGAGACGACAUCUCGGUCUUCAUCAUUCCCUUAAUGUACGGCAACCGGCAGCCCUGACCAGCUUCCUGCUGGACGUAGGCGGCCCGUGACGUCAACACGACGGAUAAGUCCUGGACACAGAAAACUUCUUAGAAUUUGUCCUUUUUAUUUAUUCUCCCUUUUUUUUAUGUGAAGGAUGAAACCAGACUCUGUUGGUGCUUCGUUUCUCUGAAAUGAGAUUGCGAGCGGUGCUUCUUUAGAGCCUGAGGUCAUCAGUCGGAAACAUUUAAGCUAGCAAAAGAAAGCAUGUUAAAGGGUUAUAAAGGCGGUAAAGGCCACAACUAUACAUGCACUAAUGAAAUACGGGAAAACAGUUUUCCUCUUGCCGUCCCUUUCUCCUCUAUCCUGUUUGGUGAAUUUUAUUGUUCUGUUGUGUGAACUUGGACCCAGCUGACAGGUCAGCUGCUUUUCUUUUUUUCUUUUUUUUUCCUCCGUUUUGCCACAAUGUGGCUUUUGAAGCCUCGGUUGCGGAGGAACCGCGUCACCUUUGUAGGACACAUCAAAGAAGGGACGGCGAGAACGUUGAAGGUGACCUCACUGAGGAGAAUCCUCCUCAAACCUCCUGGACCAACAUUUGGGACGUUACCUGCGCAGGUUGGUUCUAACAUUUACGCCGUCGAGCUGAUAUAAAGUCUGGGUUUAGUACAAGUCAUUAGAUCUCGGUUGAAUUGUAUUUAAAUAAUAUGGGUUUUACCUUUUUACUGUGUUGCACACUAACUGACAUGAGUUAAUGUUCUUUAAUAAUGCACUUUUCUUCGGCAUUUGUUUUUGUUUUUUGCUUCAGAGUUGCAGGACAUUUUCUGUCGACCUCAAACUACAGAGCCUUGCAAAAGUAUUCCAAGCACUUUAGGUUUUUUUUUUCAUAUGCACAUAUGUAGUGCGUAUGUAUAAAAAUAAAAAUAAAAAUACAAACCCUUAAAAGCAUUUGUUGCAUUUCUAUUCGGCGUCCCUAAAUCAAGAUUAUGUAAAACCACCUUUUCCUGUAAAUAUGGGUGCAAGAAUUUGGGGAUAAGCCUCUACUACCUAUGGACAGUCGCUGAUUGGAUGGAGAACGGCUGAACAUUCAUCCGCCCCUUGUCUUAUAGCUUUUCAUAUUCUGCACCUUUUAAUCUGGUGCCCUUAAAUAAAAUCUGCGUAGGAAUACUUUUGCAAGAAAGGGGGUCUAAAAUGUGUAGAUUUUAAUUUUUACAUUACAUCUACUGCAUUUCCAAUUCUAGUUUCUUUAUAUUUUUCCUUCCUGAGAGCCAGACUUUAUUUUUGUCUUUUUAAUGUGGUAUAGAGCAGUAGAGCCUUUGAAGAUUUCUCUGCUGUUCAGUCAUUAUCAGUCCCAGUACUUGAUAUAUAAGUGCACAGUUUUCGGGUCUGUUGGAUUAAACCACUCAAUGUUGAACUUUUUUAUUGUACUAGAAUGAUUAAGAGUUUACUAGUUUAGGGAAAAGUAGAAAAACAUUCGAAUGAAAGCUUUGACAAAGCUGCAGACCGACUGGAGAACUACUUCUAAGGACCAAACAAAGCAAAGGGGGGGAAAAGUGUGUACUUGUAUAUAUUUUAACCUUUACCAGAAAUAUACUUUUUGUAGUCGUUUUUUUUUUUUUUUCCAGUGCCAAUCUAAGCCAACAAAGGUUGUAGCAUCAAAUUUAGAUUGGAAGCAGUAUAUAAAAUCACCUCAAAGACUCAACAUUAGAUCGAAUGACUUGUAUCUCAGUGCAGUUACACUCUGGGAGCCAUGACACGAAAAGCGAGGUGGCAAAUAUUCCCUGCAGCAGGGAGAGUUUUAUUAAACCUAAAAUACAAUCAUUCUGAGCAAAAAAAAUAAAAUCUAAAAGCUUUUUCUUUCUGUUUAUUACUACAUUGUUUUGUGUUUUCAGAUGCUUUAGAUUGAUGUUGCCUGAGCUGAAAGUAACUCGAUGUAGGGAUGUAGUUUAGUAUAUGCAGUAAUUUAUUUUAGGCCAGGGAUGAGUAACGGUGCAAUGGUUUAAUUUGCUGUUCCUCUUUUUGGACUGAUUUGUGUUUAUGUAAUCUAUCAAUAUUAUGUGUUGUUUUUGAAGGUCCAAAGAUGACAUUUCUAAGACUUGUAUUUCUGUUUGCUUUGGAAGCUUCUAGAGGUUUAUAGCAAAAGCUACAGGAUGACAUUAAAAAUGUGAAGAAAAUUGCUAAUGGAUUUGUAUAAAGCCAAAUAUGGACAGUUUUUGCACACUUACGUCAUUUAGCACUUACUUGGUGGGCUUUAGAAAGACAAAUGAGUCCAGAAGAUGAGAAAAGCAUCCGCUGAAAAAGAAAUUGCUUAAACUGCUUACUUUUAAAAGAGCGUAAGGGACAAAACAGUAAAGGCCACAUAGCAGAUAUUAGAAAAACAUCUUAGUUAAGGCAAGGCAAAUUUAUUUAUAUAGCACAAUUCAGUACACAGACAAUGCAAAGUGCUUUACAUGAUUAAAAUACAGGAAAUAAAGCUGACUUUCAUCCAGGCUGCUUUACACUUAGCUAUGAACCGCUCCAGUGCAUGCUGCAGGUCAGAGCCUAAAAAGCGCAAGUCUAUGCUUUAAGAUCGUGUCCAUGAACACCACAAACAGGUGAAGGGCCUUGGCGGAGUCCAAUGUGCACUGGGAACAAGCUCGACUUUGUGCAUAAAAUGCAGACAGCUUUUGCCCUGGGCAUACAAGGGUCUGAUGUCCAUUAAAAAGGUGGCAUAUUGUGUUUUUUAAUCCUUCCUUUUCUAAUUUAAAUAAUUCAGUUGUGGUCAAUAUAUAAAGUGGAACUACAAUGCUUUGGUCUGAAUUUCUUGCUAUUGUAGCUAAACCCCUCUUUUACUCUUGUUCUGAGGUAUGUUUGAGAGCAACUAGUUUUUGUGUGGUCUUUUUAAAUGCAAAAGAGGUCAAGAAACAGGAGCUAAAAGCUAAUAUUAGGGGUAUUUGGUUGGAGCCAGCGUUCCAUUCCACCCCGUUCGGCCAUUUUUGCAGUAUGCUCGGCGAUGAUGUGGGUUAAUACACCAACAUUUUCACUUUUCCACUUGUAGCUUCGGCAUCCUUGGGCUUGGAAUACAAAAUCUUUGAGAGAAAUAAAAAUGACGGAUUUGUGAAAAUGGUUAGCCAGAAGUCCAUGACCUUUUUAAAGCGAUUAUGCAGCAAAUACUGUGACGUUACUGUUCACACAAAAAAAA
Molecule: messenger RNA, 5097 nt
Organism: Fundulus heteroclitus (mummichog)
Lineage: Eukaryota; Metazoa; Chordata; Actinopteri; Cyprinodontiformes; Fundulidae
Product: protein phosphatase 1H
Exons: 10
Coding region: 372-1958 (528 amino acids)
Biological process (GO): protein dephosphorylation
Molecular function (GO): protein serine/threonine phosphatase activity
Source: RefSeq, a predicted model, not a curated record